AUGUCCGCGGAGGGACCCGGGCUCUCCCCUCCUGUCCUGUCGCCCUCUCUCUCGCCCCUCCAUUCCCGUCGCGCUCUCUCUCUCCGCGCCCUUCUCGUCGCCCUCUCUCUCGCCCCUCUCAUCUCGUCGCGCUCUCUCUAUCCGCGCCCUUCCCGUCGCCUCCCUUCCCAUCGCGCUCUCUCUCUCCCCUCCCUUCCCGUCGCCCUCUCUCUCGCCCCUCCCUUCCCAUCGCGCUCUCUCUCUCCGCGCCCUUCUCGUCGCCCUCUCUCUCGCCCCUCUCAUCUUGCCGCGCUCUCUCUAUCCGCGCCCUUCCCGUCGCCUCCCUUCCCGCCGCCCUCUCUCUCUCCCCUCCCUUCCCGUCGCCCUCUCUCUCCCCCCUCCCUUCCCAUCGCGCUCUCUCUCUCCGCUCCCUUCCCGUCGCCCUCUCUCUCGCCCCUCCCUUCCCGUCGUGCUCUCUCUCUCCGCGCCCUUCCCGUCGCCCUCUCUCCCGUCGCCCUCUCUCCCAUCGCCCUCGCUCUCUUCUUCGCUCUCGUACCUUUAUUCCAUCCCGUCUCGUCGCCCUCAAGAACUCCCCUACCUUCGCGUCUUCUUGUUGUUCUCCCAUCCCCUUUCUUCGCCCUCGGUGUCUCCGCUCCCCUCCCUUCUUUCUUCCUCUCUCCGCUCCCCUAA
Molecule: messenger RNA, 669 nt
Organism: Closterium sp. Naga37s-1
Lineage: Eukaryota; Viridiplantae; Streptophyta; Zygnematophyceae; Desmidiales; Closteriaceae
Source: the annotation of a GenBank genome assembly